This is a messenger RNA of Seminavis robusta, 1362 nucleotides long. The record is from the annotation of a GenBank genome assembly. Lineage: Eukaryota; Bacillariophyta; Bacillariophyceae; Naviculales; Naviculaceae.
AUGUCUCGCGUUAGUCUGACUCGAGACUCUGAUGAAGAGGACGAGCGACCGCCACAGCACACUACCCACCCCGAGUACGAUUCUACGAUCACCUUUCACGAGAUCCUUCGUCAACAUGAACAAUAUCAACAACAAGCACUGCACGAACACCAACAACCACACGAACAACAUGACUGGAGCACAGCAUUAUACCCCAAUCUGAGUGAUCCUUGUAACAAGCGAAUGAUUGCUGAUCUGCCUCCCCUCAAAUGGGGAGCCGUUCCUCUAGUACGACAAAUAGGCGACUCGGCGGUCAGUCAGGGACUAUCCGAUAAGUUUGCCGAGUUCUACGAUCUACAAGAACGAGACCUGGAACGACUGGAACAACACCAUCAGCUACAACAACGCCUGCAAUUCCAAGACCAACCGGCAGACAUGACCUCGUUGCCACAACGAGCUUUCUCUGCUCCCCUGCACACACCAUCCGCAGGAGGAAUGGCUCCGCUAUGCGACCCUUCUUCUGCUUCACUCAUGCCACCGGCGUUUCAAUCGUCACAAAGCACUGCAUACCCAUUAUCUGGCAGCAAUCGAUACGGAGAUAACGGCGAUGGAACUGGUGCCCUCGCAAGUCCACAUCGCCGACACUCUCCACCUAGAACCGCACUGCCGCCCGUGCGACGACAACAACGCCAUUCCACAACUGCCGUACCGGGCGACAUUGAAUCGAGCAGCUCGGGGCUCAGACCCCGGGUCAAUUACAAGGCCAUUUAUAACCGACGCUUUAGUUCGGCGUCGUCAGCGGCUACCCCUCCCAAUCUAGAAGCAUCCUUGUCAGGAUUCAGCUGUGGAGGAGACAGUGAUGAUAUGGGCGCGGGUGGAAGUUGUGGUAGUGGAGACCAUCAUCAUCAAGACUUGGCGGCCUGCAUGGAAGAAUCUACCACUACUUCCACGACUAUGAUUGGAAGCAGUAGACGAUCCUUCUUGGACCACGAGUCCAGCCAUCAGCCACUGCAUCACCACUACCACCACCAUCCAGUUAUGGAAGAAGAGGAAGAAGAACCAGUGCCUCAAGAAGACCACUCCGAGUCAGAAUCGGCUCCUGCGAGAACCAUGGAGAUUGCACCCAACGUGCAUGUGCAAGUACGAUCUAGCCAAGAGACCUACAAGGCCGUGCAGUCAGGAGACUACACGGUUGCCACAUGCUUUGCAUGUUGUGCUACCAUUGUUUGUGUCAAUGAUGCUGCAUACGUACUAUGCCCGGACUGCCAAGUAGUAUCCCCACUGGGAUUCGGAGCUCCCACGGCGGAUGCAUCCAAAAAGGAUGAUCCAUACGGCAUUGGCACUGGUCUCAAGCGAGAAUGGGUCGAUGAACAUGUCCGAUGA